AUGGAAGAGAUUAGAGACGAGGCUAUUGAAGAGACUAGAGGCGAGGCUAUUAAGGAGAAUAUUGAGGAGACUAUAGACGAUACUAGAGACGAGACUAUAGACGAGGCUAUCGAGGAGACUAUAAAAGAUACUAGAAACGAGACUAUAGACGAGGCUAUUGAGGAGAAUAUUGAGGAGACUAUUGACGAGACUAUAGACAAGACUAUAGAGGAUACUAUAGACGAGACUAUUGAUGAUACUAUAGAUGAGACUAUAGACAAGACUAUAGAGGAUACUAUAGACGAGACUAUUGAGGAGACUAUACACGAGGCUAUUGAGGAGAAUAUUGAGGAGACUAGAGACGAGGCUAUUGAGGAGACUAUAGAGGAUACUAUAGAUGAGACUAUGGAAGAGAUUAGAGACGAGGCUAUUGAAGAGACUAGAGACGAGGCUAUUAAGGAGAAUAUUGAGGAGACUAUAGAAGAGACUAGAGACGAGACUAUAGACUAG
Molecule: messenger RNA, 489 nt
Organism: Calliphora vicina (urban bluebottle blowfly)
Lineage: Eukaryota; Metazoa; Arthropoda; Insecta; Diptera; Calliphoridae
Product: ring-infected erythrocyte surface antigen-like
Exons: 1
Coding region: 1-489 (162 amino acids)
Source: RefSeq, a predicted model, not a curated record